GUUUGGUGUCAAACGUCAACGUCAACCAAGUGAAAAUAUUUUAAUAAAUAUACGAUUGUUUUGUUUACUAAAAUAUUUACCGACCGGCAAACCGGCGUGUUAAAUUAAACUACCUAGGUAUAUCCAAAGUAAAGAAACCAAAAGUACUUUAUUUUAAUAGUAAGAAAGAAAAAUUUCCCUAUGUCUUCUAAGAAGAAGAAGACUCUCAAUGAAGUUGUCGAUCUGAAUCAAGAUGAUGCUUUUGAUGCCGUUAUGGCCCUGACCAGUGCAUCAUCAUCUCAGGCAACUUCCGGUAGUACAAGACAAGAUGUUUCAACAUCUGACUCGCAGACCAGCUCCAGCUCUAUAGGAACAAGAAGAAAAAGUGUUGGUAGUCCAGAAAUCAAAGGUAGAAAAAAUGACAAAGCAGCAGAAAGACAGGCCAUGAGACGGAAGAAGGAAGAAAAGAAAGAGGCCAGGGCUAUUGCUGCUGAGAAGAACAAGAUAUACAAGCCUGGAGAAUGUAUGAAGCACAUGACGAUAGAAGUCCACCCCGGGCUGUCGUCGGAGUGGUACAUGGCGGAGCUGCCGCGGGAGGCGGCGCGCGGCGGCGCCCGCGUCAGCUCCGCCGCCGCUCUCUGCGACCGCAACCUCAUCUUGUGGUCUCGCUGCGUGCCCACCACUCUCUCUGACCAGCUCGGUCUAAACUCCAAGGAGCAAUGUGACCGCGCGCUCUACGUACAGUUGGCGGACGAUGUCGCGUGGAAAGUGGUCAAGCGCGAGCUGUCCGCACACGUGACCGCCGUGCGCGACAUGGCGGCGUGUCGGCUGACGCUGGUCGUGUUCGGCGCUAAGGAUUAUUUCAAGACAACUGGACGAAAAACCCUAAACAGUAGUAGGAAAAUGAUGACGGAAAUAGAUUUUGAAAUGGCGAAAGCAGACCUCUUGGUGAGCGCGGAGUGUGACACUGUGCUGGUGGAGACUCCCAACGAGCUGGGGUUGCUCAUUGUCCAGUUCACGAAGGCCAUAGCCGAGGCUCCGCACAAACAAGCGAAACGCGCCUUAGACGAACAAGCGGAGUUCUAUAUGAGGGGAGACAAUAAGAAGUGUGUCCGGGUCGAUUCUAAUGGUAAUGGGCUAAGCGGUCUCUGGCAGCAGAUGGUCGCCAUCUUGCCGAAUUCCAGUCUGGAAACUUCCAGAGCUGUGUGCGCGCAGUAUAGAUCUCCGCUGGAAUUAUAUGAGGCAUUGCAAAGUCCAGAUGGUGUGACGUCAUUAGCUGAAGUGCCCAUCGCCCGGUCGGCAGUCGCCAACUCCCGCUCAAGGAGACUAGGCCCCGAGUUCGCCAGGAAAAUGAAGACCUUACUUACUGCUGGAGACGGGAACAUUCUCAUUGAGUGAUUCUGUAACUUCUCAUCCUCGCGUGUCACCGAACCAGGAACACGCGAGGACUAGAUAAAGUAAUUUCGGUGUGGGAUUUGUCUUCGAAAUUUUCAAAUGUGGCUCUGUGAUUAUGACCCGACGUCGACCCUCUAUGAGAAUUUACAACCUUUAGAGGAGGUUUUGGAGUGGUCUUAUUCUAGUUCGGGAAUCACUAGCGUGAAUGACUGAUUUUAUGAUGAGUAAUCAUAGCAGUGACCCGUAAUGGGUCCAUGGGCUGCGGUUUUUGCUUGCCAGGCGACCUGCAUGUUCGUUUGCACACUAUACCAUAAAAAAAUCCAGUGAUUGCAUAGAUACAUAGAGCGGGAAUACCAUAGAUUAAAUUAAUUUUGUAGUUAUAGGUGCAAAAAGAGACUUUCCACGUUGGUUA
This is a messenger RNA of Plodia interpunctella (Indianmeal moth), 1786 nucleotides long. RefSeq names its product Methyl methanesulfonate sensitivity 4 (gene mms4). The transcript is spliced from 10 exons. Lineage: Eukaryota; Metazoa; Arthropoda; Insecta; Lepidoptera; Pyralidae. Gene Ontology annotation, biological process: resolution of meiotic recombination intermediates; mitotic intra-S DNA damage checkpoint signaling; replication fork processing. Gene Ontology annotation, cellular component: Holliday junction resolvase complex; nucleus. The coding region runs from base 181 to 1377 and encodes 398 amino acids. The record is from RefSeq and is a predicted model, not a curated record. Gene Ontology annotation, molecular function: crossover junction DNA endonuclease activity.